Leptonychotes weddellii (Weddell seal) is the source of this 2686-nucleotide messenger RNA. It is a transcript of the gene IPP, whose product is annotated as intracisternal A particle-promoted polypeptide. Lineage: Eukaryota; Metazoa; Chordata; Mammalia; Carnivora; Phocidae. Gene Ontology annotation, molecular function: actin binding. The record is from RefSeq and is a predicted model, not a curated record.
CCCCCUCGGCGCCGGCGCUGGUCGUGACUGCGCGCGCAGGGCCUGAGCGGGCGCCGGCGGGAAGGGGAAGCGGCGGGGUAGGACCAGAUUAUGGGCAGUAGUCCUUUUAAUUAAUCUGUCAUCAUGGCUAAUGAGGACAGUCCCAAGGCUGGUGAUAGUCCAUUUUCAUCAGAUAAACAUGCCCAACUCAUCUUGGCCCAGAUCAAUAAAAUGAGGAAUGGAGAGCAUUUCUGUGAUGUACAGCUGCAAGUCGGGAAGGAAACUUUUAAAGUUCAUCGGCUGGUUUUGGCUGCCAGUAGUCCUUACUUUGCAGCUUUGUUCACUGGAGGAAUGAAAGAGUCCUCAAAAGAUGUUGUACAGAUUCUAGGAAUUGAAGCUGGAAUCUUUCAAAUACUUCUAGAUUUCAUUUAUACAGGUAUAGUGAACAUAGGUGUGAAUAAUGUCCAGGAGCUGAUUGUUGCAGCAGACAUGCUACAGUUGACUGAAGUUGUUAACCUAUGCUGUGAAUUUCUGAAAGGACAAAUUGAUCCAUUGAACUGCAUUGGGCUCUUUCAGUUCUCUGAGCAAAUUGCCUGCCAUGAUCUUUUGGAAUUCACAGAAAACUACAUUCAUGUCCAUUUUUUGGAGGUUCACAGUGGGGAGGAGUUCCUGGCGCUUACAAAAGAUCAACUAAUCAAAAUUUUGCGAAGCGAAGAGCUCAGUAUUGAGGAUGAAUAUCAGGUCUUCUUAGCUGCAAUGCAAUGGAUUCUGAAGGACCUGGGAAAAAGAAGAAAGCAUGUGGUAGAAGUGCUAGAACCAAUUCGAUUCCCUUUAUUACCUCCUCAGAGGCUUUUAAAGUAUAUAGAAGGAGUAUCCGAUUUUAAUCUUCGUGUUGCAUUGCAAACACUUUUGAAAGAGUACUGUGAGGUGUGCAAAUCUCCCAAAGAGAACAAGUUUUGUAGUUUUCUGCAGACAUCUAAAGUUCGGCCUCGGAAGAAAGCAAGAAAGUACCUAUAUGCAGUAGGUGGAUAUACUCGGUUGCAGGGGGGUCGUUGGAGUGAUAGCAGAGCCCUCAGCUGUGUAGAACGUUUUGACACCUUUAGCCAGUACUGGACCACUGUGUCUUCACUUCAUCAGGCUCGAUGUGGGCUGGGAGUCGCAGUUCUGGGAGGGAUGGUUUAUGCUAUUGGAGGUGAAAAGGAUUCGAUGAUUUUUGACUGUACUGAAUGCUAUGAUCCAGUUACUAAACAGUGGACAACUGUAGCUUCAAUGAAUCACCCCCGCUGUGGCUUGGGAGUGUGUGUGUGUUAUGGGGCUAUCUAUGCUUUGGGUGGAUGGGUUGGAGCUGAGAUAGGGAACACCAUUGAACGAUUUGAUCCUGAUGAAAAUAAGUGGGAAGUAGUUGGCAACAUGGCUAUGUCACGCUACUACUUUGGGUGUUGCGAAAUGCAAGGUUUAAUUUAUGUAAUUGGGGGCAUCAGCAAUGAAGGAAUAGAGCUUCGUUCUUUUGAAGUAUAUGAUCCACUUUCUAAGCGUUGGUCUCCACUUCCUCCAAUGGGAACCAGGAGAGCAUAUCUUGGUGUGGCUGCACUCAAUGACUGUAUCUAUUCUGUUGGAGGGUGGAAUGAGACACAAGAUGCUCUUCAUACUGUAGAAAAAUAUUCCUUCGAAGAGGAAAAGUGGGUUGAAGUUGCCUCAAUGAAAGUGCCUAGAGCAGGCAUGUGUGUUGUGGCAGUCAAUGGGCUUCUGUAUGUUUCUGGAGGUCGAUCUUCCAGCCAUGAUUUCUUGGCUCCAGGUACCUUGGACUCAGUUGAAGUUUAUAACCCUCAUUCAGAUACAUGGACAGAAAUUGGUAACAUGAUCACCAGUCGUUGUGAAGGAGGUGUUGCUGUACUAUGAAAUAUAAAGCAUAAGGGAGCACAAGAAACAUUUUGAAAAUACAGGAUCUGACUCUGCAAAUCACACAUGUAUUUGGUGAUAGGAUCCUCUGAUUCUAUUGAGUUUUCCAUGUAUUUGGUAGAUAAAUGACUAAAGAAUGAUUUUUCUAAGAAUUUGUGUAGGGAGAGAUAUGGAAUAUAUCCUAAAUUAAUAAAGAACUCACACAAAUUUGCCAAGCUUACCAAUAGGAAUGCUGUUUAUGCUCUGGAAUUCUCCUCUUGGGGGUAGAGUCCUAUUUGUAAAAAUGAUUUGCUAGAAGCUUCUUGGCAAAUAGCCCCAUUAGCUGCUUCUCCAGUGUCAGCCAAGCUGUAACACGACCCUUAUGUGAUGUAAGAAUAUCAAUGAGACAGUUUAAAGAUGUCUGUACAUUCAUGAUUCAGUCUACGGCACAAUUUUCCAUGGCCACAGUUGAACCUACAGAGAAAGCCAGUGAAACAACUCCCUACUUUUAUUUGUUGCCAGGAGUUUUCACUAGCCCCGAACUUUUUAUUGGCAGCAGGUACACUGGGAGGGACAUGUGGGAAAUAUCUAGCUAUCUCUAUAGAUGUUUAUAUAGAUAGAUAAGUUUUUGCCUGUUAACAGGAUUAAAAAAGCUUUUGCUCUCUUACAUUUUUUGUCUUAAUGCUGAAAAUGCAAGUGAGGAAUUACUGGAGGUUCUUAGUGACAGUCCUUUAGUGCAAUUGGAUGAUACAAUGGAUGACAGAGCCCAGUGAGAGAUAUGUACCUCUUAAGUUUCUUUCCUAUUUUCUUUUUUUUUUUUUUUUUAAGA